Cloeon dipterum is the source of this 1842-nucleotide messenger RNA. RefSeq names its product Thioredoxin-related transmembrane protein 3 (gene Tmx3). Lineage: Eukaryota; Metazoa; Arthropoda; Insecta; Ephemeroptera; Baetidae. Gene Ontology annotation, cellular component: endoplasmic reticulum. The transcript is spliced from 12 exons. The record is from RefSeq and is a predicted model, not a curated record. Gene Ontology annotation, biological process: peptidyl-cysteine oxidation. Gene Ontology annotation, molecular function: protein disulfide isomerase activity. Bases 252 to 1559 code for a protein of 435 amino acids.
CAUCAAAACAAAUCUGUCAGAUCUCAAUUUUGACUUUCGUCUUGGCUAAUUGCUUUGCAAGCUAAAUUUCGACAUCCGCUCUCAUGGGUUCAAUUGCCGCGCACGUGCAAUGAUUUUCUACGUUUCAUGCGUCGCUUUUUAGUACCUUCGUUUGGCUUCUUUUUGCUCCAUUCGGCUUCACAACUCGGCCUAAAACAAACACUCGCAGAAAUUCCCAUCGGCCUGCUUUAUCGUUUGACAAAAGGAAGAUCAUGAGUCCGACGCAAUUCUCUCUCCUCGCCGUUUUGAUUCUAGCAGGCUGUAUGCCGCAGGGUGGGGCAUCCAGGGUCUUGGAGCUCAGCGACAGAUUUUUAGACAUUCGCAAAGAUGGCCAGUGGCUUGUGAAGUUUUACGCUCCUUGGUGUGCCCACUGCAAACGCCUCGAGCCGAUUUGGAACCACGUCGCGCAAUCUCUGCACAACACCAAUAUCAGGGUUGGCAAAGUCGACUGUACCAGGUUUACUGCGAUGGCCACGGAGUUCAAAGUGUCAGGAUUUCCCACGAUCAUGUUCAUGAAGGGCAGUGAACUGUUCACCUUCAGAGGAGACCGUACGAAGCAGGACAUUGUUGAUUUUGCCCUGAGAGUGUCGGGACCUCCAGUGCAGCGAAUUACAAGGCCAGAAAGCAUUUCAAACCUGAGAAAAGCGAUAUCUCUGUUUUUCGUCUACAUCGGACCAUACGAAGGCAUUCUUUGGGAGGCGUAUUUAUCAAUUGCUGAAGCCUUCCAACCAAAUGCAUACUUUUACGGAGUAGCUGCGGAAACGGCCAGAGAUCACAUCGACUUCAAUAGAGUUCCUGCCGUGCUUGUGUACAAGGACAAUAUGCAUUUUUUCUUUCAAGAACCCCCUGCGAAGGAUGAGUCGCCUGAAGAGCGACUGCAAGCAGUAAACGAAAGUCUGACGCACUGGAUCAACGCCGAGCGGUUCCACACAUUCCUCAAGGUGACCAGGGGCAACAUCCACCAGACCUUGGCUAGCAAUAAGAACCUCGUCUUGGCCGUUGUUGAGGAGAACAAACUCGAGGACAUUCCUGCUCACAUGAUUGAUUUCCGUGACAUGAUUGAGUCUGUGAUCAGAGAGAACAAGGACAAGUACCACAGGCAUUUCCAGUUUGGCUGGACUGGCAGUCCUGAGCUGGCCAACUCGGUAGCCAUGUCGGUUUUGCCGCUGCCCAGCCUGAUCGUAAUCAACUCGACCACUAAUCACCACCACCUGCCCGCUGAACACUUGCUUGGCGCUGUAGGAUUGGAGCCUGAAACGAUUAUCCACUUUCUGGACACCAUUCUGGACGAGUCUGCACCGGUGUACGGGGGCAAUUCGUUUUUUGUCCGCUUCUACCGCGCCUACUUCGAAGGGAAAACCGCCCUGGCCGACAUGUGGAUGGGCAACCCUGUUCUGACCUCAGUGCUCUUCGGCCUACCGCUUGGCUUCCUCAGCCUGAUUUGCUACUCCAUCUGCUGUGCCGACAUAAUGGACGCGGAAGAGGAGGAGGAAGAGCAAGACCACGAGAAGAAGGAGUGAGACGAAUCUCUUUCUACUCUCAAUCUCAGCAAUCGUGCAUUCUCGAGUUGGCUUUAUUCCAGUUUCAAUUUUGUCUUACAUUCUGUUUCACAUGUGAUCAACGAUUUUCUUUUACUAAGGGACAAAUUUAUUAUCUGUGUUAGGACAUGUUGUGUACUUAAUAAUCAUAUAACAAUAAUUAAUGAAUGCCAAACGUCUAGUCAAAAGUGUAAAUAAAUAUGUCAGCGUUUCACUGUUUGCCAUUUUGUAUAACGAAUAUAAACGGUUGAAAGUUUAAAAAUCA